Molecule: messenger RNA, 1926 nt
Organism: Cheilinus undulatus (humphead wrasse)
Lineage: Eukaryota; Metazoa; Chordata; Actinopteri; Labriformes; Labridae
Product: overexpressed in colon carcinoma 1 protein homolog
Exons: 6
Coding region: 144-332 (62 amino acids)
Source: RefSeq, a predicted model, not a curated record
AAAUCCCUGUGUUGCAGUGGGAGACAUUUGUUUGACCUUCCCUUUCUUUUCUCUCCCGCUCUUCUCCACAUGUGUCUCGGGUUUCCCUUGUUUUCUUCUUAGACGUAUUUGCUGUGCGUGGACGGUGGCUGCAUUGAUGCAAAAUGGGUUGUGGCAAUUCCUCAGCCACCAGCACCUCAGGAGGGGGGCCAGCAGAAGCCUCCAAAGAUGUGACAGAAGAUCCCUCAGCAGACGAUGAGAAAAGAAGGAACUAUGGCGGCGUUUACGUGGGUCUACCUGCAGACUUAAGCACCGUGGCUGCCAGUCAAUCUAAGUCCACUCGUAAAGACUAGCAGUGAUUGAAGAGAACACAACACAGGAUCCUGUGUCCUCAUUUACCCAGAGACAAUCCCAUCACUUUAUACAGUCUCAGGCUUUCUCUCUCUUUGAGCUGGGAUGUGGAUGACUUACCAGGCCUCUAUGGGGACCCCAUUAUGGAGUCACAUGUGGCACGGUGGAGCAGUGGUGCUGUGUGGAGGUCAAAAGAUGGCACGCAUCAUCACCCUUAACUUUGCAAAAAUAAAAAAGAAGACUGGCAUCAGAGCAGACAAGCAGCCAUUCUGGGACUGGCAGCACUGUGCUUUGUGACAGCCAUCAUGGCUUCUUGGUCACAGCGCCGGGAUGUCCUCUGUCUUUGUCAAGAGGAGACAGCGGCCCAAGCCAGCUCUGUAACUAACUGUCUUGGACUUUCGCACACUCCCAGCAGCCCCCUGCAAUAAUAAUCACUUCUCAGUUGUUUCUCUGAGACGUCAUCAAUGAUUCAUUGUGUGGCUGAGACAGACAGCCAGAGAGAGAUCCUAGAGUUUCACACAAAGUAGCCAGUUUUUUUUCUCUUCUUUAAUGGGUGUCUUCAGAUGUUUCCGGAUGUGUAAACCAGCUUCAUUGGUGUUGCUCAUGAAAUUGUGCCCUAGAAUUGUUAUGUAACGUCACCAUAUGACUCAUGACUGUCACUCACAUGUGCUCUUUCUGCAGCUCUUUGUUUGUUUCCCACUGAAGAGCUUGGAUUCUGGGGCUUCUGGGUAAAUCACACAGCUCCAGUAAUCUUAUCUUAUUUAUCAGAGGCAAUUGUUUAUAUCUCACAACACAACAGGGAUAAAAUAUGAUAUUCAGUUGCCAAAAAUGUAAACUUAGGAAAUACCAAGAAUGGAAGAAGCAUCCUCCCUUCUUUUAAAAAAAAAAAAAUCAUAGCACUAGCAGAACGUGUCUGUUUUAUACAUCAGUGUGAAUGGUGUUCUUCUCUUUGUUCUGAAUUAAGACUACAGCUAGGGCUAUUUUUUGUCAACAAACCCCAUGAAAAUACUGGAUUUAAGAGUGACCUUGCCUAUAAGAUGCUACCUAUCCACUUUGCUGGUUUACAUCCUCAGAAGAGCGUUAUCGCAGUGGUAGCAGCCUACAGCCAUGGUAAGUAGUGGGCAGCUAUUUACAGUAAGCCCAGUUCAGAUCAAGGAUUUGCAAUGCAAUGAAAAUGUUUCGGGACCUUUCAGGGGACAGUUGCAGCUAUGAGCUGAGCUGUUGCGUCUUGAAUCAGACCCCCUGGCGGUGUUUCUGGCCAUUCAGUUUAUCAACUCACCAACAGCUGAAUGUAAGGCAUGCCUCGUGUUUCAACAGCCCAAAAAGAUCAUGCCAUCAUACAUCAGUAUGCUUAUCAACGGUUUUGGGGAAUCCUUUGGGAGGUACUGUUGAGUACUGGGUUUGCUACCAUCAGCCUUCUUGACCUUCUAUUUGACAAACAUACACUUUAUUAACAAAAGUAUUCAAUUGACAGUUACACCAACAGGGACAGUGAUGACAUUUUAUUCAAAUACAUGUGCUUUAAUAUGGAAUUUGCCACCUGUUGCAGACAUACCAGCCUCCACUCUUCUUCAAAUGCUUUCAUGAGAUUUAUGA